CAAAAUUUGACUCUUAAAAUUUAAAAACAAAGUAAAUCUCAAAAAAUUAAAUACACUUCAAGAAACCUUUACAAUAACUUAAUAUUAAAUCAACAAAAUCUUUAAAAGUAAUUUAGACAAAUAUAGCUUAAGUAUUAUUUAGAUUUUAGGGUUAUGAAAUAAACAGCUAAAUUUGCUUAGCAGCAAUAAUCAUCUCGCACAGAAUAGUCUGAUGCAGAUCCAAUUAGAAAGAGAUUUGAAUUAUAUGACUCUCUGUUUUCUAAAUUUGAAGAAAAGAUAAGUAAAAUUGAAGCAGCCACUAAAAGGAAGCCAAGCCUUUAAUAAACACCUUCAAACUCAAAAAAUUCUCCCUCUAGAACUAAUAUUACAGAUGAGAAAAGCCCAACAAAUGGAAACUUAUUAAAUACAAGCAAUUUAGUUUAAAAUAUAAAGAAAUUUGAAGAUAAAAUGCUUGAUUUAAAAAUACAAUUUGAGAAAAAAUUUUUAAGUUAAGAAGAAAAAUUUAAGGCAAUCAUGAAUAGGUUGGAAAAGUAUGAAGCCAUAUAAGGAAAAUUAGACCAGGAGAUUUAGCUAAUUUAAGUUAAUUGCAACAAUAUGAUCUAGAAUAUUUAGAAUUUAGACGAUAAAAUAUCUAUUUAGGAACCAAUGAUAAAGUCUUUAAAGCUUAAUGGGUCUAUUGCUGGCUUGUAAUUACAUAACCCAAGUUAACAUUUUUCAGAAUAAAUAGCAUCAGAAAUCAACUCGUUGUAUAGUAUUGUAAAGAAAUGUAAUUCGAAUUUCAAUAAUUUGAAUUCUUAAGUUUCCUAAAUAAAAAAAUAGCUUGAUAGUCAGCCCUUUGCAAGUUAGGUGAAUGGAAAUACUCCUACACAAAAUAAAAAAAUGAGCAGAUUAACUGGUUAAGGAGGAGCAGAUGAAAACGAAAAACCUUUGCCAACAUUUUAAGAUACUAAUAGAAAAUUUUUUGUAGAUUAAAGUUCAAGUAAAAAAUUAGGAGAAAAACUUAUGCAGUAGGAAGAGAGCUAAGAAAAGCAUCUAAUAUCCUAUAAUAACUCUCCAAAUUUUGCUUCAUCAAAUACUUCUCCUUUAAAUAAAAAAUAAUAACCUUUAUAAAUAUAAACACAAAACAAUAAUGCACAACAAACUUUACCUUUAUCUCAAAAAUUUUUGAAUUCAUAGCCAAAGACACCUUAAUAAUAGCAAAUUCCUUAAUCUCAACGACUUUCAUCAAACCAUGGAAGUGAGUAAAUAAAUAAUAGUAUGGCUAAUUCAAGCAGUUAUAAUAUUUAGUAGCAGUAGUUAUUGAAUGGAAAUAAAAAAUCUUAAAGUAAGCUGUAUUCAAUUUAAUAAUCUUCUUCAUCAUCUUCUUCUUAGACUUAACCAUCUAACGCUUUACUUAAUAAUUCAACUUGCAUUUCAUCUAUAAAAAAAAAUCUUAAUGAAGAAUUCGAAUCUAAGAGAUCUGGAAGAAGUAACUCAAUGCAUGAAAAUAUUUUUGCAUCAAAUGGAUAGAAAAAUAUAGAGAUUGAAAAUCCUUUAUCUAGUAAGUAGUUUAUCAAAUAUGAUUACUACUUUGAAAAUAAUAGCACAAAAAGUAAUAGAUAUAGCAGCACAAAUGUAUCUUCAAACUAAGCAUUAAAUACAAUGUUAUCAUAAAAUGAUAAUUCAAGUCCGAAUUUAGGAUAAAAAAGGUAGUCUUUAAAGCCACCUAUAAGUGCAUUUAAUUAAAAAUGUACUGAUACUUCUUAGACAAAUAUAAGUUUAAAUCCUGAAUAAUUUAAUCAAAUAAAUUACCUCUCAACCUCUUUCACACCAACUAAUAAUAUAGACCACAUAAAUAAAUCAUUUGCCAUAAUUGAAGAGAAAAAGAGAAAAAUAGAUGAAGAAAUAGAAAAGAGGAUAAGAGAAGAAAGCUAAAAAAGAGACAAAAUAAUUGGCACUAUUGAGUAAAAAUCCAAAGUUUAUGAGCAACCAAAUAUUAAUAUAGCCUAAGAGAUGAAUAAAUUUAAGCAUACACCUAAAGGGACCUAAUCUUCAAGGACAAAAGAAAUGCUAAAUAGAUUAUCUUUAGAAAGAAAAGUAAAGGAUGAAAAAAUUUUAUAAUUUGAAAAGUAGGCUAUUGGAAAUAAAAAGUAGACUUAUGAAUUUUGA
This is a messenger RNA of Tetrahymena thermophila SB210, 2148 nucleotides long. RefSeq lists its product as hypothetical. The record is from RefSeq and is a predicted model, not a curated record. The transcript is spliced from 8 exons. NCBI's taxonomy places the organism in Eukaryota, Ciliophora, Oligohymenophorea, Hymenostomatida, Tetrahymenidae.